This is a messenger RNA of Schizophyllum commune H4-8, 3235 nucleotides long. RefSeq names its product RNB-domain-containing protein. NCBI's taxonomy places the organism in Eukaryota, Fungi, Basidiomycota, Agaricomycetes, Agaricales, Schizophyllaceae. Gene Ontology annotation, biological process: rRNA catabolic process. Gene Ontology annotation, molecular function: RNA binding; endonuclease activity; 3'-5'-RNA exonuclease activity. The record is from RefSeq and is a predicted model, not a curated record. The transcript has 17 exons. Bases 51 to 3017 code for a protein of 988 amino acids. Gene Ontology annotation, cellular component: cytoplasmic exosome (RNase complex); nuclear exosome (RNase complex).
CAGCCAUCUGCCUUUCCAGUAUCCGUCCAAGGCCGAGAAAAUAACAAGAUAUGGUCGAAAUUACGAUAAGAAAGCGCUCAAGGACAGAGGCAGCGGUCACUCAAAGGAAAUUCCUGAAGAAGACAGCUCGAGGAAAAGUAAUCAAAGUUUUGCGCGAGAGAUACCUUCGUGACGACGUAUCAUGCGGAAUAGAAAACUGCACGGCAUGCGACUGUGACCACGGAUUGCCAGCCUCUGGCGACGACACGCACAGCGCUUUCCCAGAGGGACAUUUCAUCAUACCGGAUACGAAUGUCUUUCUGUCACAGAUGGAUCUCAUGGAAUCCGACCUUUUCACUCCUCCUAUAAUUCUCCUUCAGACGGUGAUGGAGGAAGUACGACACCGGUCGAUGCCUCUGUACAACCGUCUCAAGGCGCUUACCACAAUGGACGGCAAACAAGUCUGGGUUUUCUAUAAUGAGUAUCGCUCGGAGACCGCUGUCGUGCGUGAAGCGGAGGAGACGCCGAAUGAUCGUAACGACAGAGGUAUACGCAAGGCCACAGCCUGGUACAGCUCGCAUCUGUCGGUCACUCGGCCACCAAUCAGAGGCAAAACGCAGCCCAAAAUUCCGCAGGUCGUCUUGCUCACGGCAGAUGCUGCCAACCGCGAGAAGGCACAGAAGGAGGGCCUAACCUGCUUAUCUAUCAAGAAGUAUGUCGAGGGUAUGCAGCAGGCGACACAGCUGCUCGAUCUCUUGUCAUCAUCUGAGGAAGAGAUUGAGCCCACCCGCGCCGCGGCUGGUCGUCAGGCGUUGUACCCAGAGUAUCUACCACAAGCUGCGCUAAUUGCCGGUGUCAAAGGAGGCAUGCUCCACCAAGGGAACUUCAACGCCAAUCCGUUCAACUACCUGGAAGGCUCAGUAAACGUGCCUGCUUUCUCCCAGCCGAUCCUGCUUGUCGGCCGUGAGAAUAUGAACCGAUCUGUCCAAGGCGACGUUGUCGUGGUUGAGGUCUUCGACGAGAGAGAGUGGAAGGCUCCUGCCGACGAGGUGGUCGAUGCCGAGACCAUGCUUAAGGACGACGACGCCGAGGAUGACGAUGAUGAAGAGGGCGAUGAGGAGAAUGCGGAAGUCAUCGCGCGCGAGUCUCGCAUCCUCAAGAGCGAGCAACGCUCGGCUGAGAAGCAGCCCACCGGGCGCGUCGUUGGCAUCAUCAAGCGCAACUGGCGCAGCUACGUCUGCCACAUCGACCGCGCCUCCCUCUCGAACGCCGCGGCGACCUCGCACGCCCUCCAAUCCGUCUUCGCGCAGCCCACCGCGCGCCAACUCCCGCGCAUCCGCAUGCGCACGCGCCAGGCCCCCCGCCUUAUCGGGCAAAAGAUCCUCGUCACCAUUGACCGCUGGGACGCAACGUCACGGUACCCGGAGGGGCACUUCGUGCGCGCGCUCGGCGCGGUUGGGGGCAAGGAGACUGAGCAGGAGAGUCUGUUGCUCGAGUUUGAUGUGCCGUAUCGGCCGUUUGGUGCCGCGGUGCUGUCGUGUCUGCCACCUGAGGGCGAUUCGUGGGUCGUACCGCCGCGCCCGGAUGAUACGGCGGUGGACAAGGGCGCGUGGAGGGAUAGAGAGGAUCUGCGUGGGGAGAUCAUCUGCAGCAUUGAUCCGCCGGGUUGUCAGGAUAUCGACGACGCCCUGCAUGCGAAGCAGCUUCCCAACGGCAACAUCGAGGCUGGCGUCCACAUCGCGGACGUAUCUCACUUCGUUCUACCCGACAAUGCCAUGGAUCACGAAGCGGCGUCGCGUGGCACGACCGUAUAUCUCGUUGACAAGCGUAUCGACAUGCUGCCGUCGCUUCUAGGCACCAAUCUGUGCUCAUUGCGUCCUUUCGUCGAGCGCUUGGCGUUCUCUGCUAUCUGGGAGCUCACUCCGGAGGCCGAGAUCGUCAAUGUGCGCUUCACGAAGUCAGUCAUCGCGUCGAAGGCUGCUUUCACCUACGAGGAGGCGCAGAUCCGCAAGGAUGAUGUGCAUCAGCAAGAUGCCCUCACCAACUCCAUCCGCCUCCUCAACAGCCUCGCCAUCAGGCUCAAGGCCAAGCGCAUGGCCGCAGGCGCCCUCAACCUCGCUUCACCAGAAGUCAAGAUUCACCUUGACAGCGCCGAGUCCUCCGACCCCAUCGACGUCGAACAGAAGGAGCUGCGUGAGACGAACAGCCUCGUCGAGGAGUUCAUGUUGCUCGCCAAUAUCAGCGUCGCGCGCAAGAUUCAGGAGACGUUCGUGCAGACGGCUGUACUCAGACGCCAUCUUCCACCGCCAAGGGACAACUUCAAGAACUUGCAAGACAUAUUAAAGAAGCGCAAGGGUCUUGAGCUCGACGUGUCAUCGUCUGGUGCGCUGGCCGCCUCGCUCGACAAGUGCAUAGAUCCCAACGAGCCCGCCUUCAACACGCUCGUGCGCAUCAUGGCGACCCGCUGCAUGCUGUCGGCCGAAUACUUUGCCGCGGGAAGCGUCGCGCGCGAAACUUACGGCCACUACGGUCUCGCCAGCGAGAUUUACACGCACUUCACCAGUCCAAUCCGGCGUUACGCGGACGUCCUCGUCCACCGCCAACUGUCCGCGGCCAUCGGGCACACGCCGCUGCACCCGACGCUGCACAACAAAAGUCACGUCGAGCGCAUCCUCGAUGUUGUCAACAGGCGACAUACGAUGGCGCAACGCGCGGGUCGCGCCAGCGUGGAGUUCUAUGUCGGCCUUGCGCUGCAGAAUCGCGGGGAGAAGGGGCGCGUGCAAGAGGACGCGUUCGUCAUCCGCGCCUUCAGGAAUGGCUUGGGAGUGUUUGUGUCCAAACUCGGCCUCGAAGGCCUCGUCACUUUCAAGCAGGACGUCGAGUUCGACGCCGAGAACUACGCCGUCACCAUCAAUGGCGUUCGCAUCUCCGUCUUCGACCGCGUCUCUGUCGUCAUCGAGGUCGAGAAGGACAAGAAUACGCAGCGCGGCAAGGUCGAGAUGACGCUCGCGGAGCCGGUCAGCUCGGAGGGGAUGUGAGGGCGACACUGGAUCGCGAAUGGGAGCACGAGAUUGCAAGCGCUAGCACGCACGAGAUCGUGAGUGAUCACUGACUCCAUAGAUCGCGAUGGGUCUAUAGAGGGAGUAGAUAACGCAAGGGCGCCUACGUCAAAUCCUACGCAAAGGCUAUCUGCCUUAUAUUGACCUGUAUCCGUCAGUCGAUGUGGCUUGUCUGGCCGACGUGGCUUCUGUCCGCC